Messenger RNA from Puntigrus tetrazona (Sumatra barb), 1235 nucleotides. Its product is annotated as heme-binding protein 2-like. NCBI's taxonomy places the organism in Eukaryota, Metazoa, Chordata, Actinopteri, Cypriniformes, Cyprinidae. The transcript has 5 exons. Bases 186 to 758 code for a protein of 190 amino acids. The record is from RefSeq and is a predicted model, not a curated record. Gene Ontology annotation, cellular component: cytoplasm.
CGGAAGUGUCAGCGUAAGCGUUACUUAAGCAGAGACUUGUUACAUAGCGCCCGUAACUCGAUCUUCUUUAUCUAGAAGUUAUAACACGCCUGUCUGUGACGAUACACACUGCGGGUCUCAGUUGCGGCAUUUUAGCGCUCAACAGCGGACAGUUUGCAUCAUAGUUGAACAGCAUUUCAGUGAAGAUGCUUAAAGCCAUCGGUCAAACUUUGUUUUCUACUGGACUCCAGAACCCAAAAUUCACUGCUCAACAGAGUAAGGGUGAAGACUAUGAGGUCCGCACUUACCACACAACAAACUGGGUCAGCACAGCUGUGAUUGGCAUGGAGCAGGACCCAGCCUUCAGCACAGGCUUCAAAAGACUCUUCAAAUACAUUCAGGGGAAUAAUGACAAGAAGUGUAAGGUGGAGAUGACGGCACCAGUGAGCUGUCUGAUCGAGCCCGGUGCAGGACCCACUUGUGAAAGCACCUUCACUGUGUCCUUCUACAUCCCUGAGGAACAUCAGGCUGACCCACCCAAACCCACCGAUCCAGAUGUUUUCAUCGAGAACAGAAAAGAGGUCACGGUUUUUGUGAGGACCUAUGGAGGCUUUACUAAUAGUGAAAGCAGCCAUGCAGAGCUUCUCAAACUGAUAGAGAGCCUUAAGAGGGAUGGGAUGAAAUUCAAGGAGGCUCCUUUCUACAGAGCGGGGUAUGACAGCCCCUUCAAACUGACCAACCGCAGGAACGAGGUGUGGCUGAUCAAAGAAGACGAAUAAAAGUCCUGACGAUCAAACAGUCACGCAACGUCAACUUGUGUGUUUGAACCUAACUAUAGUCAUUGUGCAGAUGCUUUGUUUACUGUGUACCACAAGUGCCUGAAUGCUUUUAUAUGAGAAAUUGAACACUGUACUAAUUGACCAAAUAUUUUACAGCAAUUUUUUUAGGUACCGAAAAGGUUGAAAUAACUUCUAAUUGGCUGUCAGACUGACACAUUUCCUAAAUCUCACUGAUAAAGUCUCAAAGCACUUAGGAUCAAGUACUGCAUGAAUUUAACUUUUUUUAAAUGUCGUUAAAUAUGUUGUCUGUGUUUUGAACUAUUUAUAUCGCACUGAAUAUUGCAUCUAAUCGUUUAAGGGAACAGUAACGUUGCAUUAACUUGAAUUUGUAUUUUGGUCUUAAAAUAACUUGUACAGAUUUUUAAACUCGUCCAUCUAGUGGUAAAAAAAUAAAACUGAAUGCAUCUUGCAAAAGGA